Messenger RNA from Arvicanthis niloticus (Nile rat), 984 nucleotides. Its product is annotated as olfactory receptor 6C4-like. Gene Ontology annotation, molecular function: G protein-coupled receptor activity; olfactory receptor activity. Gene Ontology annotation, biological process: G protein-coupled receptor signaling pathway. The record is from RefSeq and is a predicted model, not a curated record. Gene Ontology annotation, cellular component: membrane. Lineage: Eukaryota; Metazoa; Chordata; Mammalia; Rodentia; Muridae.
AUGGAAUGGCCGACGGCAGAGGAAACAAGGAAUGGGACAGCCGUCCAGGAGUUUAUCCUUGAGGGGCUGCCUGUGGCCGAGCACCUGAGGAUCCUCUUCUUCCUAGUCCACUUGCUGGCCUACUUGGCUUCCCUCAUGGGCAACAUCCUCAUAAUUACCAUCACAUGCAAGGACCACCGACUACAGACCCCCAUGUACUUCUUCCUCAGCACGUUCUCCUUUGUGGAGUGUGGUUUUAUCUCUACUGUUAUCCCCCAACUGCUCGCCAUCAUUCUGUCAGGGAGGCAAACGAUUUCCUUUGUGGCCUGCUUCACGCAGGACUUUGUUGUUCUUUCCCUGGGGGCAACCGUGUUUUUCCUUAUGGCUGUACUGUCUCUGGAUAGGUAUCUGGCCAUCUGCAAACCUCUACAUUAUCCAACCAUCAUGAGCCCAAGGAUGUGCUUCUUUCUUGUUACUGUGUGUUUAGUGUUGGGUUUCCUCUUCAUGGUUGGUCCAGUUGUAAUGCUUUCCCAGUCAUUUUACUGUGGUCCCAAUGUCAUUCCUCACUAUUUCUGUGAUUUUGGACCACUGGCAAGUCUCUCCUGUUCAGAAACCAGGUCUAUUGAGAUGCUGUUUUUUAACCUUGCUUUAAUUGUGCUUUUAACUUCCCUUGUGGUAGCCAUCUUUGCAUACAGCAAUAUAGUGUUCACCAUAGUGCGCCUCCCUUCAACCAGGGAGCGACAGAGAGCUUUUUCCACCUGUUCCUCUCAUCUCAUCGUCCUCUCUCUAAUGUACGGUAGCUGUGUAUUUAUAUACAUGAAGCCAAAGCAGACAAGCAGGCUGGACACCAACCGAGAGGCUGCUCUAGUGAACACGGUAGUCACACCCCUUCUGAAUCCUGUCAUCUACACCCUGAGAAACAAGCAGGUCCACCAGGCUCUGAGGGAUGCACUGUCCAGGGUUCAGUUACACAGAUAUCACAGGAGCAAUGCACCUUCCCUUUGA